Messenger RNA from Hypomesus transpacificus, 3975 nucleotides. RefSeq names its product calcium channel, voltage-dependent, beta 2a (gene cacnb2a). Gene Ontology annotation, cellular component: voltage-gated calcium channel complex. Lineage: Eukaryota; Metazoa; Chordata; Actinopteri; Osmeriformes; Osmeridae. The transcript has 13 exons. The record is from RefSeq and is a predicted model, not a curated record. Gene Ontology annotation, molecular function: high voltage-gated calcium channel activity; protein binding. Bases 371 to 2392 code for a protein of 673 amino acids. Gene Ontology annotation, biological process: neuromuscular junction development; calcium ion transmembrane transport; regulation of voltage-gated calcium channel activity.
GGGGGGGGGAGGGGGCAGAGGGUAGCUUGUUUUCGGGACUGGAGGACGGGCGCUACGUUCUGAAAGAGUUUUCUCCCAGCGUGGGAAAGCAAGAGGCUCGUCUGCCUCUGCCUCUCAGCCGGGACAGACGUGGCCCAUACAAGGGCCGCUGCUCCACCUUCACCCCCGGACUCCAGCUCCCUCCGCACGGGCUGCCUCGGGGAGGAGGAGACCUCGCCUUCAGGGAGCGGAGCGGGCGGAAAAGAGAGAUCGUAACGAAAGGAGAGAGAAGUAGGAGAGAGGAGGCAUAGGUGUUUGCUCGGCUAGGGAAGAGAUGGACAGAUGGUGAGGAGUUCUCCCCAUCAGACAGUGGAGCUGGGCAGGGGAAGACAUGCAUCUGUCCGGCAGCGAGGAGUCUGAUGUGGGAUCGGCGGACUCCUACACCAGCCGUCCAUCAGACUCAGAUGUGUCCCUGGAGGAGGAUAAGGAGGCAGUGCGAAGAGAGGCCGAGCGCCAGGCCCAAGCCCAGCUCGAGAAGGCCAAGACUAAACCGGUUGCGUUUGCCGUCCGCACCAACGUCCACUACAGCGCCGGCCAUGACGACGAUGUCCCAGUGCCCGGCAUGGCCAUUUCCUUUGAGGCUAAAGACUUCCUCCAUGUCAAAGAGAAAUUCAAUAAUGACUGGUGGAUAGGCCGCCUGGUGAAGGAAGGCUGUGAGAUCGGCUUCAUCCCCAGUCCUGUGAAGAUAGAGAACACUCGCAUCCAACACGAACACAGGGCCAAGCAGGGCAAGUUCCACUCCAGUAAAUUGGGAGCAAACUCGUCCUCCAGUUUAGGUGAAGUGGUUCCAAACUCUCGAAAAUCCACCCCUCCUUCCUCUGCCAUUGACAUAGACGCCACAGGCUUAGACCCAGAGGACAAUGAGCUUCCAGUCAACCUGCGCUCCCCUAAAGCCAGUCCAAACACAGUCAUGUCUCCCCUAGCAAAAGAGAAACGAAUGCCUUUCUUUAAGAAGACGGAACACAUUCCUCCAUAUGACGUUGUGCCUUCCAUGAGGCCAGUGGUCCUAGUGGGUCCUUCGCUGAAGGGCUACGAGGUGACGGACAUGAUGCAGAAGGCGCUGUUUGACUUUUUAAAACACCGAUUCGAGGGGAGGAUAUCCAUCACCAGGGUGACGGCGGACAUCUCUCUCGCCAAACGCUCAGUCCUCAACAACCCCAGCAAGCACGCCAUCAUCGAGCGCUCCAACACGCGCUCCAACCUAGCUGAGGUCCAGAGUGAGAUUGAGAGGAUCUUCGAGCUGGCCCGGACCUUACAGCUGGUGGUUCUGGACGCCGACACCAUCAACCACCCAACCCAGCUGGGCAAAACUUCUCUGGCACCCAUCAUCGUCUACGUGAAGAUCUCCUCGCCCAAGGUUCUUCAGAGGCUCAUUAAGUCCAGAGGGAAGUCUCAGGCCAAGCACCUCAACGUCCAGAUGGUAGCUGCCGACAAGCUGGCACAGUGCCCGCCUGAGAUGUUUGACAUCAUCCUGGAUGAGAACCAGCUGGAGGAUGCCUGUGAGCACAUGGCUGAUUACUUGGAGGCCUACUGGAAAAGCACCCACCCUGCCAGCUGCAGCCCCCCCAACCCUCUGUUAGCCAAGCUGGCCACGGCGGCCCUGCCCUCGGGCCCAGCCCCGGUCUCCAGCAUGCAGGGCAGCGGGGCAGAGCAGAAAGGGGAUAAGGCAGUGGGAGAGAGGAAGGGCUCCAGAGAGGACCACCACCACCACCAGAGCCAGGACCAGGGAGACCCAGAGGGGGAGGAGGAGGAGGCAGAGGGGGAGGGCAACGAGGAGGAGAGGCCCCUAAGGACAGAGUCCUCCAGAAGGCCCCAGCACAUCCACCACCGCUCCUCCUCCACCAGGACUGAGCACCACAACCACCACCACCACCACCACAACAGCAGCCGCACCAGGGGCCUCUCCCGGCAGGAGACCCUGGACUCUGAGACCCUCGAGAGCCGGGACUCGGCCUACAUUGAGCCCCGCGCUCACCUGCUCCACCAGGAGGAGGAGGAGGAAGUGGAGGAGGAGGAGGAGGAGGAAGAGGAGGAGCUGGGGGAGGGGCACCCCCAGCAGCAACAGCGCUACGAGGCGCUACCUCACCGGGACCACAACCACCAUCACCACCACCAUCACCACCGCGCAGGUGCGGACGAGGCCGGGGGCCAUGGCCCAGGGCACCACCGCUCCAAGGAGCGCGAGCAGGACCACAACGAGCGCAACAAGCCUCGCGGUCACCAACACCACCGACCAGCACGUGACCACCACCACCACUACUACGACCGCGACAGGGACCGAGAGGGGGAGGUGGCCCCCAAAAAGAGGGGAGACACAGGGGACUGGGCCAGAGACUCCUACAUUCACCAGUGACAAACUAGCCCUUCCCAGUCCCCUGAGGACCCCACCACACACACACACACACACACAUACAAAGACACACUAAGUCAUAGUGCUCACACUCUGUUCUUGAAAACUGUUCAGUUCUCCCACUGUGCUGCUACACUCCCUCCCCAAACUCCUGCCUCCCGUUAAUGUAUGCUUCCUUUGUAAAAGCUGUUGCUACCCUAGCAACGGCAGUAUUUUGAUUAUAUAGAAAUAGAUAUGAAUAUAUACAGUAUGUAUAUGUGUGUGUGUAUCUAUGCAUAGACGUGGUCGUUUAUGCUUGGGUAUGCAUGACUAUUCUCAAUAUGCAUAUUUUAAAGCCUGUGUUUGGUAAAGCAUGACAGAACAGAAUUAUUUUCUGUGCUGAGCUGUGCUUUCUGUGAUUAGCCUUUUGAAAAUUGAUUUUAGAUUAGUUUUUUUUAUUUAUAUAUUUUUUUUUGUUGCUUGCUGCCACUUGAACAAUUGGUUCUUUCAGACUACUGCUAGGAUUGACUAUAGGAAGUGGGGUUAGGUGACCUACUGUAACCCAGUUAGGUUAUGCUGUAUUUGCAGAUGUAUUAUUAUUUGUCUUGGUUCCUAUUUUAUUGGUUGCUUUUUUAUUCUGCUUUAUUCAUUUGAGAUGUUUGGUCCUCUGAUAUUGAAGCCUCCUUGGGGCACACCUUAGUCUUGCCUUACAAGACAACAGAAUAGUGACAUAACUUCCUGUCUUACAUUGCAGUACUGUUCUAUUUAUAAGGGUCCAGUAACAUUUUAUAACAUUGAUACACCUUCUGUUGAGCACUUUUAAUAUAGAACGUUUCACAUUGGUGUCCGGUGAUCAAGACUUGAUGUUUCCAUUUUAAUUGUCAGUCAUUUGUCUGCAACUGAUCCCCAUGAUAGCUUACGACUUCUUGCUGGAAGUAUUUUUUACCAACUCAAACUCACCCGACAGUAUAAUUAGAUGAAGAAUGUGUAUUAUGAAAUAACCUUGAAAAUAUUUGACUGAAAAAAAAAAAUAUUUGUUAAUGAGACAAUUCUAUGAAACCAAUUUACUCCUUUACCUUGCCAAAUGCACAAUUUAUAGUUUGGGUGUAACUGAAAAUCAAUCAGCCCAUUUAACCGACAGAAUGUACAUGCUUGUGCUCGUGAGAAUACUCCAAAGCAGAUCUAAGUCUGUCUAUGGGAUGGGCACCUCCUGCCAUUGUACCACCCAGUACAGAUUUAGUCAAUCCAGAAACAGGGUCAGAGAUUCAGGAUAACUUGAAAUCAAUGUGUGAUUCACACAUUUCACACCUAGACUCUAUCAGUAAAAGUGUGACAUUAUACUGCAUAAACCAUGUGAAAACCAGAUGUUCCUCCGUCAAACAAGCUGCCCUCUCCACAAUAAGGGAGUUGAUACACUGUCCUCUGUUUACAUUUCUACCUGUCCCCCUGGUAUUCAUGAUCAGACUUUUAGUUUAUAGGUUUUGCCUAAAAUAUGAUUAUAACAAACUGUCCAUUUAUAUGCUACUCUAGUAGCACCCUACACAUUUUUAAUGGUGUACAUUUGUAUGUACAUAAUGUAUAAAUACAAAGAAUAAACUUGGUGAAGG